AUGUUGGAAAAUACAGUGAGCCCAAGCCUGUCCCUCUGGAGUUCUAGCGUGGCCCAGUUCCUGGACAGUGCCCUAGGGCUGGCAGCACUGGGGCUGACAGUUCAAGCAGUCCUCUUCACCUCGGGACCAGCACUGCUGCUACUGCUGCUACUGGUCAAUUUCCUUGCAUUUGACCUGCUCCAUGGAGCCAGAACUCCCACCCUGCAGCACAGGACUCUCACAGGGGGGCAGAGCCAGGGAGCCGGUGAAGGCCCAGGACCGCAGGGACCUGCACAUCUGCUGCAAGUGUCAACUCCAAGACAAAUCAGCCUGCAAGAUGCAUUGCUGCUCCUGUUAUCAGGCCUGGGUCUGCUCCUGCGGGUCCACGGCAUACCCUUGGCACUGCUUGGCCUGGCUUUCUGCCUCCACCCUUGGGUCUGA
This is a messenger RNA of Elephantulus edwardii (Cape elephant shrew), 420 nucleotides long. RefSeq names its product chromosome unknown open reading frame, human C20orf141 (gene CUNH20orf141). The transcript is spliced from 2 exons. The record is from RefSeq and is a predicted model, not a curated record. The coding region runs from base 1 to 420 and encodes 139 amino acids. NCBI's taxonomy places the organism in Eukaryota, Metazoa, Chordata, Mammalia, Macroscelidea, Macroscelididae.